AUGGAGCAGAGUCGGAGCAAACCUGCUUCCACCGUCUAUCCAUGGAUGGACACUGAACAUGUCACUGGGCACUUGAGGAAAUGUUUCAAAUUCGUCUAUGAUAAAGUCAAGUUACUGAACGGCCGGGUGGACGGCAUGGAAGCGCAAAUGGCGCAUCUCAAACAGCUUGUCGAAGACGUUAAGAGAAAGUCCGAAGCGGACAACCAAGGACUGCAAGGCCAUAUUGAUACUCAGAAGGCGCAGAAUCAGCAGCUGCGAAACGAACUGGAUGCUGAGAGGGAUCGAAACCAGCGACUAGAGACUACGAUCAAUAAUUCGCAACAGUCAAUCACCCGAAUUGAUCAAAAGUCACAUGAUCUCUCCAACCAGUUCCUUGCCCAGAAGACUAUCACUACCGCAAAUUUCCAAAGGACAGAUCGACUCGUGUCAAAAUCCACGCAGAAAAUUGAGUCGCUGGAACGGUCUGGCAAUACCUACAUCCAGAGCAUUGUCGAUCUCAGAGAGGACCUAGAAGAUCGCUUCGAGACAGCAGUGGUUCAUACCCAAGAAUGCUUGCGUCACAACAAAACCGCCUGGAUCAAAGGUCUAGAACUCCUCAGAACCGAGACGGCGGAAAAGCUCGCCACUACGACAGAUCACUUCUCCACCGCUAUUGAUACCGUGCAAGCACAAUCCCGCGAGCAUACGGAAGCGUUCGAAAAAACAGCUCUGGUCCUGGACCAUAACUCUCAGCGUAUGGAAGAGCUCGGAAAUGCGAUGGUAGAACCACAGCUCCUGGAAGGCAUGAAUCACCGCGUCGAGAAGCUUGAAAAUGCUGUGGUAUCGCAUGAUGCGGCACUGCGAGCUUCUCAGGCCAUAACUACCAGACUCGAUUCCCUAGAUGCCCGCCUGGGCGUGUCGGAAGUCGCCCUCCAUUCUAUGCAAACGCCGACAUUGACACCCCCGACUACCGCAACAGUUAAUUUCGCUCUCGACGGCCUUCGGACCAAGCUUGAUGCAAUGGACUUGUGCAUGAAGAAUGAAGUUGCCUCAGUUAGGAUCUGCAAAGAACGACUCGUCGCAUUGGAAAAGCACCGCGGUACCCCUGCAUCUCGCAAACUUGACAAUAGGGUCUGCGUAUUGGAAGAGAACUACGGCAAGAUGCGCAAUGACCAUACAGACAUGACCGCCAAGUGUGUCACCCACGAGCAGUUUGCUGCAGUAAGCGACGCCCUUACUACCUCCCUCCAGACGACUAUUCAAGACCACCGGGAAGAGGUAAAGCAGAGGAUGGAGUAUAAUGUUGUACUCCUGAAUGGGCUAAGGGGUCAGCACCUACAAAAUAUAGAGACCUCUCUCAAAAAGGUCGUCCAGGAUAACGCAUUUCCCCACCUACUUCAAGACGCAGAAAGCGCACAGCCUGCCCGAGCACCAGCACUACAGUCAGCGUAUCCAUCACCACCCGCGGCGAAUCUGACACAUCCCAGGCCGACGCAUGAUAACUGGUCACAAAACACAUCCUCCGCUCCCGUGGCGUUCCAACAGGCCAUGUACAUGCAGCACGCACCUGUGUCUGAUGCUCGACAAGGAAAACAGUCAUUCGCCGAUACCAUUGACCUCACCGCACCUGGACAGCCUACAUUCUUUCGACAAGUGCCCGAGAAGCGACAACGGAUUGAUCGACCGGCGCAACAGCAGGGUCAGUAUUCAACGCAGCAGCAAUGGCAGCAACAAGUGCGACAACAGGCUCAGCAACAAGCUCAGCAACAGACACAGCGACCGGCACAACAACAACAUCUGAAUCAAAAUCGUCCAUCAACUGCCAUGGACGUCAUGCAGCAGAGGCAAUGA
This is a messenger RNA of Alternaria triticimaculans, 1830 nucleotides long. RefSeq lists its product as uncharacterized. NCBI's taxonomy places the organism in Eukaryota, Fungi, Ascomycota, Dothideomycetes, Pleosporales, Pleosporaceae. The transcript has 2 exons. The coding region runs from base 1 to 1830 and encodes 609 amino acids. The record is from RefSeq and is a predicted model, not a curated record.